GACCGAAUCAGAUCGACGGAUAAUUGAUCUUUGCCGAGCCCUAUAAGGCCAAGCCGCGCCGAUUCCGCAGCAGAAGCAGAAGCAGAAGCAGAAGCAGAACCGAGUGGUUGGUAGCUGCGUGCUUGCCUACUCUCCAAUCGCGAAGGGGUCACCUGAGAUCACAGAAAACAAUGGUGAAGGCUAUAGCUGUUCUUAGUGGUUCGGAAGAAGUGAAGGGCACAAUCUUUUUUGCGCAGGAAGGAGAUGGUCCAACUAAAGUUACUGGAGUCAUCUCUGGUCUUAAGCCUGGGCUUCAUGGCUUCCAUGUUCAUGGCUUUGGUGACACUACAAACGGCUGCUUGUCCACUGGUGCUCAUUUUAAUCCUGAUGGAAAAGAACACGGAGCUCCUGAAGAUGAGAACCGUCAUGCUGGUGAUCUUGGAAACGUGAAAGCUGGAGAGGAUGGGACUGCAACAGUUGAAGUUUCGGAUUUACAGAUUCCUCUCACUGGCCCAAACUCCAUCAUUGGAAGGGCUGUUGUUGUCCAUGCUGAUCCUGAUGACCUUGGAAAAGGUGGUCACGAGCUUAGCAAGUCUACUGGAAAUGCUGGCGGAAGACUGGCAUGUGGCAUAAUUGGACUGCAGGCUUGAUUGGUCGUGUCCUGCCUUCUAUUUUACUGGCUGGUAAUAUUGUGCUGUGUGUUAAAUAAUAAGAAGCCAAAGUUUUUGGACAAAUGCUAUUGGCCUUACCAACUGCCUAAACUAUAUCCACUCCUUUUCUGUUAUAUUUUCCUCUAUGGUGAGGGCUUCUACUGUGCUGAAUGUCGGCCUGAGAGAAACAUUGUAGUGAUUCAUGUGGGAAUGUAUGUACGGUGUAACUCUCUCUAUAUACAACGCCAAAAUUUUAUUUUA
Messenger RNA from Dendrobium catenatum, 890 nucleotides. Its product is annotated as superoxide dismutase [Cu-Zn] 4A. Gene Ontology annotation, molecular function: copper ion binding; superoxide dismutase activity. The transcript has 8 exons. The record is from RefSeq and is a predicted model, not a curated record. NCBI's taxonomy places the organism in Eukaryota, Viridiplantae, Streptophyta, Magnoliopsida, Asparagales, Orchidaceae. The coding region runs from base 171 to 629 and encodes 152 amino acids. Gene Ontology annotation, biological process: removal of superoxide radicals.